GAGUAACGCCAGGAAGGAAGUGAGGGGAGACAGAAACUGACGCACAAGCAGAGUACUGGGUUUUUCCAGCUCAGAUGUUCAGAAAACUCAGCGAGAGCUCAGGAAUCCUGAAAGCUGAGGAGGAAUUGUCGACCAUGCGGUGCUCCAAGGAGGACCAGUACCUGAACCAGAACGGACGCUGCUGUGAAAAGUGCCCAGCAGGAACACGCCUAGCAAAAGAGUGCACAGACAGGGAGACGACUCAGUGCCAGGAGUGCGGAGAUGGACGCUUCACAACCACCAAGAACAGCAUGAGCAAAUGCCUGGUGUGCCGUCGGUGUUAUCCCUCCAACCACCUGAGGGUCUUAGAGGAAUGUCGGCCUCAGACUAACCGGGUGUGCCAGUGUGAGUCCCGCUUCUACUGUGCGUCGCCUGACUGUGACAUCUGCCGUCCGGUGACCAGCUGUCCUCCUGGCCAAGGGGUCAAAGUUCCAUCGACACGCACCAACGACACAGUGUGCGCCCCCUGUGGACAGGGAACGUACAGCAACACGUCAGACUUAUCGGCCUGCAGACCACACACCAGGUGCGAGGACGUGGGGCGGCACCUGGCAACAGCAGGGACGUCACGUGAAGACGCCAUGUGCGGAGACUUGAAAACAUUGUGCCCGUGGAUGGUCCCCGCCAGCUUGUGGGCCGGCUUCCUCCUAACCCUCCUGCUGGUCCUCCUCCUCUUCUUCUUCUUCUGCUGGAGGAGAAAACGCAGAGACACAUCAGCAAAUGUUCCGGUCCAACUCGAGGACACAGCUCAAGCGGAACCGUUCUUCUCCUUAGAGAGGAACGGUCACUGCCAGGAGAGCUGCGCGGUCCCGCACGGUGAGCCAGGGUUGACUUCAGAUGACGUCACAGACAGCCUCAGCCCCAAACUGCACCGCAGCUUCACGCAGCUGGAGAUUUCAGAACCGAGCGACGGUCACGUGACAGGGCGCCCGCUUCUACCCAGAACAACGUCUGAACCGAUAGAAGACGAAUGGAGCGGUUCCUGAGACAAGUGGACUUUGCUGACACCUUUCGGACAGAAUUAAGAACUGCAGUUUUCUUUACUUGUAUUAGCUUCAUAUUAUUCUCGUUUUGUUUUAGGAAAAAAAAUAUAAAAAAUAUUUAGGAAUAUUUUGUUUUGGUUGGAGUUGCUGGCCUCCAACAUAAAUUCUUGUUUUAUGGUUAAAACCUUUACCUUUCAUAGAAAAAGCCAAAUAAAAUCUGAAAUAAA
Synchiropus splendidus (mandarinfish) is the source of this 1249-nucleotide messenger RNA. Its product is annotated as tumor necrosis factor receptor superfamily member 5. Gene Ontology annotation, molecular function: CD154 receptor binding; antigen binding; transmembrane signaling receptor activity. Gene Ontology annotation, biological process: cellular response to tumor necrosis factor; defense response to virus; B cell activation. The transcript has 8 exons. The record is from RefSeq and is a predicted model, not a curated record. The coding region runs from base 75 to 1025 and encodes 316 amino acids. Gene Ontology annotation, cellular component: membrane; external side of plasma membrane; CD40 receptor complex. NCBI's taxonomy places the organism in Eukaryota, Metazoa, Chordata, Actinopteri, Syngnathiformes, Callionymidae.